AUGUUUAUCCUCUCAAAAAUUGCAGACUUGGUACGAAUCCCGCCUGAUCAAUUCCAUCGCGAUACAAUAUCGGCAAUCACUCAUCAGUUAAAUAAUAAGUUCGCCAACAAGAUUAUUCCCAAUGUCGGUCUUUGUAUUACGAUUUACGACCUAUUAACCGUCGAAGAAGGCCAAUUGAAGCCGGGCGAUGGAUCUUCCUAUAUUAACGUUACAUUUCGAGCCAUCGUCUUCAAACCGUUUUUAGGUGAAAUAGUAACUGGUUGGAUUUCUAAAUGUACAGCAGAAGGUAUAAAAGUUUCAUUGUUAGGUAUAUUUGACGACAUUUUUAUUCCGCAGAAUAUGUUAUUUGAAGGGUGCUAUUAUACGCCUGAAGAAAGUGCAUGGAUUUGGCCAAUGGAUGAAGAAACAAAACUAUACUUCGAUGUAAAUGAAAAAAUUAGAUUUAGAAUCGAAAGAGAAGUCUUUGUUGACGUGAAGCCUAAAUCACCCAAAGAACGAGAAUUGGAGGAAAGAGCUCAAUUAGAGAAAGAGAUUGAAGGGAAAAAUGAAGAAACUCCUCAGAACGAAAAACCUCCAGCAUAUGCCCUACUAGGUAGUUGUCAAACAGAUGGCAUGGGACUUGUUAGUUGGUGGGAAUGA
Molecule: messenger RNA, 639 nt
Organism: Saccharomyces paradoxus
Lineage: Eukaryota; Fungi; Ascomycota; Saccharomycetes; Saccharomycetales; Saccharomycetaceae
Gene: RPC25
Product: DNA-directed RNA polymerase III subunit RPC25
Exons: 1
Coding region: 1-639 (212 amino acids)
Biological process (GO): transcription initiation at RNA polymerase III promoter; DNA-templated transcription
Cellular component (GO): RNA polymerase III complex
Molecular function (GO): DNA binding; DNA-directed RNA polymerase activity
Source: RefSeq, a predicted model, not a curated record